GAUUUCAUUCAAAUUUCCAGUGAAAGUAAAUAUCAAAUAAAAACAUGGAAAACUCUGAAAAACUGUUUGAAAGUGCCAGCUCAGAAAUGGAGGAGGAGGAGGAGGAGGAGGAUACAGAGGAAGCGAAGCUGGACAAUCAUUUCCGGGCGCUGCUUAGACGAUAUGACGGCCACCACAAGAGUUUUGCCUACAAUUCGGAUCGGAUAAUCAUUGACAAAUGGCUGGAGAUCUUUCGGUUGGCACCCGCCGCCGAGAAGAUGUCCAGGAACGCGCUGAUGCUUCUGCUGCAGGGCCACCUGGCGGACUUUGGCCUGCUCAAGGAACCCUUCACGGAUAUGCGCAACUGCAGCAAAGAUCUCAAUAGCGUCUUGGAUAACUAUCAGGGCAUAUCGAUGGGUCAGUGCGAAGGGAAAGAGUCCACCGAGUCGGAUAUGUCCGAGCGAUCCGUGUGCCCGAAGCCCAGCGAAACCAAUUCGUCGUCGAGUGAGCAAGGAGCAUACCUGGAGCCCAUAACAGAGGUCUCCGCGGAGCUGGCAUCCUCCGAUCAGGAUCGCUCCAGCGCCGUCACUGUGAUACGAAAUAAGAGCCAGAGUCGCACUGCCCUGGGCCGCUGUCAUCCAUCGAACGACAACGUUAUGCAGAAGAUACAAUCCUUUGAGGAACUCGCGCAGCGAACACAAGGGGAAGCCGCCUUGGACCCCAGCAAGGGCAGCGAUCAUUUGCUGAACUUUCGCAAGGUUUUGGCCAAGAGAAUAACCUCCUACAACCGGCCACGCCUCACCCAGGGGGAGCCUCUGAGCGCUGGCAUGGACGAAUACGCCUCUUUGCGUGACUUGAAGUUCCGCUUCGAGCAACUGGCCAAGCGGCUGGGUGUUCCGUCCCCCCCAAAGGCCGAGCAGCCAACGGCAGAAACCCUCAAGGCAGCUUCCUCGCUGGGUGAGCAAAUCAGGAUGAUGGCCGAGUGCAACCAACCGAAGGAGGCCGCAACUGAAGGAACGCGGCUACGGAUUGCAGGAGGAGCGGAGCACUCCCAAAAGGAGCAGGCAAAGAUGCUGACACAACGCAGCUGGGAACGGCGAAGCAACGAGCGGAGACAAGCCGCACUCAAGGAAUCCGUCAGCACAGCACCUUCUCUGGGCGAGAAAAUAAGGAUCAUAGCGCAGCGCAAGGACGAACCAGAAGGAGGCGCUGAGAAUAGGAAACACAUCAUGCCCAGAUCUUUGGCUGGCAAACAAGUGCGAUUCAUGGAUCAACGCAGCUGGGAUCAGUGCUUCAAGGAUGCCAAAACAGGAUGCGAAACGAUGGAAGAACCAAACCCAAGACCUUCUAUGGCUGAUCAGAAGCAGAUCCGAAGGUGCAAAGAUGCUGCCACCGAAUGGACACCACGAGAUGUGGAAACAACAGUAAAACCCUCACGGGAUGAGCAGAUCAGUGGUGAAGCUCCAAUGGAACCGCGCUUCAAGGAUGCCACAACAGAAUGGACACCACGAGAUGGCGAAAGAGCAGAAAAAUCAAGCCCAAAACCACCACUGGAUGAUGGGGAGAAGAGUUCGGAGGAUGCCAAAACAGGAAGCACACCUCGAGGGUGCGAAGUCCUGGAGGAUCAGAAGCAGAUCCGGAGUGAACGCCACAAGGAGCCUCAUACCAAAGACGCUACCACCGAAUGGACGCCAAGAGAUGGAGAAUCAAACUUAAAACCUCAACUGGAAGAUCAGAAGCAGAUUUGGAGUAAGGCAGCCGCAAACCAGAGGACAGAGCAAGAGCAAGAGGAAGGCUCAAUGCCAAGCCCCUCUGUGGAUGAAAGAGUUCGAAUGCUGACCAAAAGGAACGAGGAACUGCGUCGUCAGUGCCUGGAGUACUACCAUGAAGAUGGCCGCUUGAGGCAGAGCCCAGCAGAUGGCGCGCAGUUCAAAUUUCUGCUGAAGGGUUUCGAGAGCGGUGUCCUGCGCGGAAUGCAGCGUCUCAGGCGCUGGAGCGGAGCUCCCCACAGCCUGAAGUUCUUCUCGGCUGUGUUCAGCAAGUGCCAGGUGGGCGUGGGACAUUCGCGAUUGCGCUGUCUGGACCGUCGCCUGGAGCAGAUGGCCUCAAGGUGGCUGCAGGAGCAGAUGCGCCUGCGACGGGAGCGCGUCUGGAGCCUCUACCGUCAGUCCGUGUGCGCCAAAAGUGAACCCAUUCUGACGCCGCGGAGUGCCAAAGAGCUGGACCAGCUGUUUGAGACACGCAAGGCCACGCUACUGGAGGAGAUGGCGCACACGGCCAAGCUGAAGGAGCUGUGGGUGGAGCACUGUCUGGGCAAGAUCCGGGACCAGCAGCUGCAGCAGGUGCUCGGGAAGCUCGACGAGAAGUACAUGAAGCUCGUAAAGGGCUUGAAUAAGCUGGUCCGCCGUCAGGAGAAGCUGUCGAGGCGCAACGCCAGGCCGCGCAGCUAAUUAAUUAAUUUCAUUUAAACACUACGCUUUAUUAAAAAAGACCUGGCAACAGCAAACAAAUUAAAGGUGUAGGAAUGGGCGGGGGCAGGUA
Drosophila obscura is the source of this 2520-nucleotide messenger RNA. RefSeq lists its product as uncharacterized. NCBI's taxonomy places the organism in Eukaryota, Metazoa, Arthropoda, Insecta, Diptera, Drosophilidae. Bases 45 to 2429 code for a protein of 794 amino acids. The record is from RefSeq and is a predicted model, not a curated record. The transcript has a single exon.